Syngnathoides biaculeatus (alligator pipefish) is the source of this 3533-nucleotide messenger RNA. It is a transcript of the gene selenbp1, whose product is annotated as selenium binding protein 1. The transcript has 12 exons. NCBI's taxonomy places the organism in Eukaryota, Metazoa, Chordata, Actinopteri, Syngnathiformes, Syngnathidae. Gene Ontology annotation, molecular function: selenium binding; protein binding. The record is from RefSeq and is a predicted model, not a curated record. The coding region runs from base 1747 to 3114 and encodes 455 amino acids.
AAAAAACUUUGGACACAAUUUCUUGGUGUGUUUACGAGGUGCAAUUGCACAGAUGAGUGUGUUGUGUGUGUGUGUGCGCACCUGACUGGCUCUUACGUAACUGUGACCGGCGGACCCCUCACCGACUGAGUUCGCCAGGUCACUUUCUGCUGUUUUCGUCAAGUCUGGUGCACAUUUUGGUCAUGCCGAUGACCUUUGGACUCGGGCACCGGGGAGCUGUGGAUAUUUGGAACGGCGCCCGACCGUGCGCCAGAUUCAUUUAGGUUCAGCGUGCAGAUGAAGAAAUGGAAUUGCUGUCAUCAGUUGUUCGUUUGAAACACUUUUCGUCCAGCAGUGAUGAUUUAUUGGAGGUCCCGUGAGCAUUUUGUGUGCUUUUAGUCGAAACAUCGGGAGAAGUCAUCUGUGCAGGAAUCUUUCCCCAAGUUUCUCUUAUCCCGUGGAAAGAUUUGCAACUAUUGCGCCGUCCUGGACCCGCCGGCCGGUCACUCAUUUCACCACAACAAAACUCAUUUUGGGACACAAAAAUGGAUAUGCCAACGCUUCAAAAUUUAGAAUUGAAGAAGCUUAAUGAGGAGGAAGGAUUGUCAACGGUCGCCUUUGCAGAUUAAUCAGUGACCCAGUUUAGGCAAAACGACUCGUGUAGCGUAAAGAGCGAGUUGAGUCGGAGUUGUGAACUCAAAAGCAGAAACGACCUUUGAUUUUCAACACACAAGCACGGUAAAAUGGAGCAAUUCGCUUCAUACAGAAAGCAAAAAUACUUUCCGGUGUUUUUACUCAUAGUGUCAAGCGUGUUGCGGUCGACGGAUCUCAGGUGGAAACGCGAAGGCCGGCAAAGACGUUCUGCCCGUCCGUCCUCAGUAUUGAGGGUCCGUGCCUGGUUUUGUGCCAAGAGCGUCUGUUGGGCUUCCUCGGCUCCGGUUUUACCUUCAACUCCCCAGAAAUCCAAGCGGUGAGAUGGACUUGAAGUGUCGUCAGUCCACAAGUCACCGCGACCCGCAAAAAAGCUGAAACCGCCGUCGGGGUUGCGAAAUUGCUGUGACAAUUCUUCACGCGCUGCCUUUGGCUUGGAUGAGUCCUUGUGGGGGGUGGGGGUCUCCUUUCGUUGUGCCGGAGAGAAGCUGAAUGCCUCGCAAAGUUUUAACGUUGACCUCGUUGGGUCGUGCAAAGUGACUGAAGUGCGACGGAAUUUCCUGUGACUCGGUCGGAACCUUUUUGCGCGGGCCGAGGCAUCUGGCAGCUGUCGCAACGUUCAGUCUCGUUUUACUCCGACAAAAGUCCAACAGAGCGUUUGACUUCUUAACCCGAGCGCAGAAUGUCCCCUUCUCGACCGAACACGUCAAACGCCGGACGAUCUUGUGCCUUUCGGGACAUGUCGUGACUGCAGGAAAAGUGACGUGAAACGGACGGUACGCCUUCAAACAAGCGGCCAAUAAGGACAAAAAGAGGAGGAUCAGAAGCCGUGUACUUUGGAUAAACGAGUAGUAUUUAUUUUCCUGUGUUGUUCCGGGGGCACAAUCCCCUCGGAAGCCUUUUGGCUAACAUUGCCGCGUACCCAGAAGCGUCUGCUCGCCUUCGUUUUGUGAGCUCGCUUGACGUUUCAAGAUCAGUUGAGGAAACGCCACAUUUGCUGAUCAAGAAUUUCAUGACUUCUGGACUGGACCAAACCAAGUCGGCUUUACGUGCGAGGAGAAACCUUCAGCCGGCUGCUUGAGUUGCGGACCGGGAUACCGGAGCCCGCUUGACGCCAUGAAGGGCGACCGCGAGAAGAUGGUGUACCUGCCGUGCGUCUACCGCAACACGGCCACUCUUCGGCCCGACUACUUGGCCACCGUCGACGUGGACCCGGAGUCCGCAUCCUACUGCCAGGUGGUCCACCGUCUUCCGAUGCCCAACGUGAACGACGAGCUUCACCACAGCGGCUGGAACGCGUGCAGCAGCUGCUUCGGGGACGCGUCCAAGAAGCGCGACCGCCUCAUCCUUCCCGCCCUCAUCUCCUCUCGGGUCUACGUGGUCGACGUCGGCACCGACCCCAGGAAACCGAGACUCCACAAGACUGUUGAGCCAGUGGAUCUGUACUGGAAAUGCGGCUUGGCCAACCCCCACACAACCCACUGUCUGGGCUCCGGUCAAAUCCUGAUCAGUUGCAUGGGGGACCCGUCGGGGGCCGGAAAAGGUGGCUUUGUGCUACUGGACGGCGAGACGUUCGAGGUGAUCGGCAACUGGGAGCAUCCGGGUGAAGCCGCCCCCUUUGGGUAUGACUUCUGGUACCAGCCGCGCCAUAACGUGAUGAUCAGCACCGAGUGGGGGGCCCCUAAAGCCCUCGCAGAUGGUUUUAAUCCCGCUCACGUCGCAGAAGGCCAGUACGGCACUUCCCUCCACGUGUGGGACUGGACCACCCAUAAGAGGGUGCAGACCUUGGAUCUGGGAGAAGAGGGUGCCAUUCCACUGGAGAUCCGGUUCCUCCAUGACCCAAACGCCACCGAAGGUUUUGUCGGCUGCGCUCUCAAGGGGAGCGUGUUCCGGUUCUAUAAAGCGCCAACAGGAAAAUGGGCUGCAGAGAAAGUCAUCAGUGUUCCCAGCAAGACAGUGGAAGGAUGGAUGCUUCCUGAAAUGCCGGGUCUGAUCACUGACAUCCUGAUCUCCUUGGAUGACCGUUUCCUUUACUUCAGCAACUGGCUGCAUGGUGACAUCAGACAGUACGACGUCAGCGACACCAGGAACCCUCGACUGGUUGGACAGGUGUUUCUGGGAGGCAGUAUCACCAGCGAUGGACCAGUCCGAGUCCUGGGAGACCCAGAAAACCAGCCGCAGCCUCGCCCUCGUUUUAUCCAGGGGAAGCUCGUCCGCGGUGGUCCUCAGAUGUUGCAGCUAAGCUUGGACGGUCGCAGGCUUUAUGUAACGACGUCACUGUACAGCGGCUGGGACAAACAGUUCUACCCUGAAAUGCUCCGGGAGGGCUCUGUGAUGAUGCAGCUUGACGUGGACUGUGUUAAGGGGGGUCUGACCCUCAACGAGAACUUCCUGGUGGACUUCGGCAAAGAGCCCGGUGGUCCGGCACUGGCUCACGAGCUGAGGUACCCCGGGGGAGACUGCACGUCUGACAUCUGGCUGUGACCCCAGACGUUCUCUUCUUCUUAUUUGAAAUUAAGAUCAUCUGAAUGUUCAGUAUUUAGUUUCAACGUUGAGCCAAGAACAACACGACGAUUGUGAAAAUGAAGACAAUCGGCACGACUUGCUGUUGUGAUUGCACAUUUGAAAAUAAUAAUUAAAAAAAAAAAAAAAAAACACUUGGAGGAUGAUGGUGAUCUUACUAACCGCAGCACUCUCCUUGAUACAAUAAAAUCUUUGAUGGGAAAAAAAAAACAAAAAACCUUGUGUGUAUUGUUUGACAAAAGCAAACUAGCCAAAUACGGUUUGGAUUCUAGUUAGCGCCCGUUGAGGGUCACUUUCAAGAAAGGGUUGGGGUGCAGAAAUUCCAGGACGCUCGUGUGCAUGUAAAACAGAGUCGAUUCAUUUCCGUGUCCGCUGCGCCC